Cephus cinctus (wheat stem sawfly) is the source of this 2070-nucleotide messenger RNA. RefSeq names its product mitochondrial mRNA pseudouridine synthase Trub2. Gene Ontology annotation, biological process: pseudouridine synthesis; RNA processing. NCBI's taxonomy places the organism in Eukaryota, Metazoa, Arthropoda, Insecta, Hymenoptera, Cephidae. Bases 1129 to 2070 code for a protein of 313 amino acids. The transcript is spliced from 7 exons. The record is from RefSeq and is a predicted model, not a curated record. Gene Ontology annotation, molecular function: pseudouridine synthase activity; RNA binding.
AGAUAAUAUUUGUCUCUUUUUUUAGCACGAUUAAUGAACCAAAAGAGGUGACCAAAAUUGACGAUCGAUGUCUUAUUUUUAUGUCAUCAUAUAAUUUAGCAGAUAUCACUGUCAGGCGAGCACUCAUAAGACACAGUCUUGCCGAACGUUGUGUUUUAUCAUACAAGUCCAUCUAGGCUGGCAAUUCGCUUGAUCACUUUUAUAAAUAAAGUCAUGAGUCGAUCAACUUGUGACACGGGUAAAAACCUAACCUAACUUAAAUAAUGGAAAAGCACGACGUAGGCAGUACCAAUGACGUCACGUGGAUCAUCAAUUCUACCCACACCACAAAUAGCGUGUUUGACAAAAGUGUAUAUAGUAAUCGUGUAUAUAUGUAUUUACGUACGAUAUAUGAAUAAUCAUAUUUAUAUAUGAAUACAGAAAGAUCUUUCGUAACGCGUAUCUUCGCGUAUUCGAUUUGAACGGCGUCCUGCGACUUCCGCAUUGAAUUUCAUUUGAUCGAGGAGAAUGGCUGAAAUUCAAUAUAAUUAUUUAUUCUAAGGCCGUUUCGUCGUUCGUAACACAAAAUUGACUCUCGGCAUCGGGAUAAGCAUCUUUGCUUUUAGUUUUCCCCUUUGACGUUUAUCAUCACCCUCAGCCUCUUGUUUUUAUAUAUAAACCUCUGCAAGUUCCUGCUAAUCAUACUGUCCUGCUUUUACAAUUAUUAUACACAGUGCACGGAUGCCUCAGUGCGAACUUCAACGUACUCGCAAUCAGGAUAUUUCUGUACAGCAGAUAACCUACACGCGCGGCACAGGUAGGUUCCUUCAGCGCGUGAUAACUCACCUUAUGAAAAAAGGUGUCGGCUGGUUCAGGCGCUUCAUUGUCACCUGAAAUAAUAUGCCGCGUAUGUUGAAUUUUCUUGAAGGGACGCUAGUGACCUCUACCUCUUCUAUCGGGACUUACAUGGAUUUGGAUUUGCCGAAAAUUUCAAAUAUACAUGUGAACGGCGCACUUAUAUUUUUGAGUGUCAAAAAUAUUGAUGAAUGUAGUAGCUACAAGACUGAUACGAUAAAUAGUACAUUUUGUAAAUACAUCAACACAUAUUGUUUAGUUAUCAAUGGGAUUUAUAUUUAAAUAAUAUUCAAAAUGACCACAACUCUGAUAACAGAUGCCAGUAUAGCAUGGAAAUUGCUAAAUGGGAUUUUUAUUUCUUAUAAGCCAGCUGGAAUUAGUUCUAGGAUUAUGAGAAGUACCAUCCAGAAGUUGCUGUGUAAAGAGUUAAAUGAAAUGCAUGUUCGUCCACCUACGACAUAUGUGUGCAUUGAGGGUGAGACGAAUAAGCCAAUGACAGUGUCAACGAGACCAAGUUUUGCAGAUAAUAUUCUGGCUGCAGGGCCACGCUAUCAGGAAAAAGAUAUUAAACUGUUUUGUCCAAUUAUGCCUGGUAAAGACACAUCAGGUGUUGUAGUCACUGGAAUAGGUAAAGGUACGAAAAUAGCUUAUAAGCUCUUGGAAUCAAAAACCACACGGCACUACAAGCUUAAAGGCACUUUAGGACAAGCAACAAAUAAUUAUUUUAUAUCAGGCAAAAUUGUUGAGAAAUCCACAUAUAAGCACGUCCGAAGGCAUAUGAUUGAUAAAAUUUGUGCAUCGAUGCAGUCAUCUCACCAAAGAAAAAUGUUUGAACAAUGUGGAGUGGACAUGGAAAGUCAAGCAGCAUUUGAGUUAGCUGUGCAAGGUCCAAUUAGACCAGCGACUUCCAAAGUUCCAGUAUUAUACUCAAUAAAAUGCAUUGACUUUGAAUCACCAGAAUUUACGCUAGAAAUUGUCUGCUUAAACGAGUACGAAGAUUACCUGAAAACCUUAAUACAUGAAUUGGGAAUGAAACUUCACACUACAGCUACUUGUACGCAGAUACAGUGUUUUCAGUAUGGUCUAUUUAAUGUGGAGCACGCACUAUUGAAGAAGCAUUGGAAACUGGAGCACAUUAUACAUAAUAUACAAGAAUGUCAAACGAUUUUAGAUAAUAACGAAUACUUACUGCAUCAGAAAAGUGCAUCGCUAUUACAACAGACAAAUUCAGAAUGA